UCAAAAUCUGUUCUACAGGUGUGCUUGGUUUUGCUAAUGAAAUAUCAGUGAUGAAGGGAAGUUCAGUCACUCUGGACUCUGGUCUUACUGAAAUUAAAGAUGAUGAUCAGAUUCAGUGGGGGUUUGGACAUGAAAAUACUUCACUUGCUGAAAUUAAUAAACAGACCGGCAGAAUGACUGUGUAUGAUGAUGUUCUUGAUGGGAGAUUCAGAGACAGACUGAAGCUGAACAAUCAAACUGGAUCUCUGACCAUCACAGACACCACAACUCAUCAUGCUGGAGCUUAUGAACUGCAGAUCAACAAUGUGAGGAAGUGUUUCCUUCUCACUGUCUAUGGAGACAAGUCGGUGUCAGUGAAAAUUGAAAAUUCAGUCACUCUAAACUCUGGUCUUACUGAAAUUAUGGAGGAUGACAAGAUUCAUUGGAGGUUUUUAGAUGAUGCAACAAUGUGGUUGUCUGGAUAUGAAUACAUUUUAAUAGCUGAAAUCAAUAAACGGGCAGACAGCAUGAUUAUAUUUGAUAAUGCUCUUGAUGGGAGAUUCAGAAACAGACUGAAGCUGGACGAUCAAACUGGAUCUCUGACCAUCAGAAAUGUCAGAAUUCAUCAUGCUGGACGUUAUAAACUGCAGACCACAUACAUAAAGAUUGACUACCUUUUCACUGUCUAUGGUGAGUUAAAAAACAUGGUUUCUCCUGUUAUUUGAUGACAAUUCAUUCAUCUUUUGUUUCUUUUAGCUGUUUUAUGAUAUUAUUUCAGUUUUAAAUUUGUAACUAUGUAUUGUAGUAAACCAUUGUCAAGAUAUUGAACAGUAUUAAUCCGUUUACUCCUGUUUCUGUUGUUCUUCAUGUGUGUGUUUGGUGAUACAGAUGAAAUAUCAGUGAUGGAGGGAGAUUCACUCACUUUAAACUCUGAUUUUAUUGAAAUGAUGGAUGAUGAUGAGUUUUGGAGGAUUCGAUUGAAGGUUUUGACUGAUGAUCAGAUUGAGUGGAGGUUUUUAAAGACUUUAAUAGCUAAAAUCAAUAGAAGUGUUAACACAAGCACCGUAUACGAGUAUGUUCUCGACGGGAGAUUCAGAGACCGACUGAAGCUGGACAAUCAAACUGGAUCUCUGACCAUCACAAACAUCACACAUGAAGAUGCUGGAGAUUAUAAACUAAAGAUAACUGGAUCAAAACCGUCAUCAAUAACAUUUAAAGUUUCUGUCUUUAGUAAGUAUCAACUGAGCAGGAGGGUACAGUAUUUCAGAAAGCAGGUUAAGUGACAUAACCACUGGGUAUGUUUAAAGUUAAGUAAGUGGAUAACCUCAACUUUUGGUUCAAUAAAUGGAGGUAACUUUCAGGGUAUGUACGUUACCUUGGCUUGAUCUCUUAUGAUAACCCGCUCUGAAGUAGGUUCUGUUUCAGAGUUAGCUUACUUUUAGAGUUGACAGCGCAAGCGUUACCUACAGACGAGACUGGCGUGUCAG
Carassius auratus (goldfish) is the source of this 1466-nucleotide messenger RNA. RefSeq lists its product as uncharacterized. The record is from RefSeq and is a predicted model, not a curated record. Lineage: Eukaryota; Metazoa; Chordata; Actinopteri; Cypriniformes; Cyprinidae. Bases 51 to 704 code for a protein of 217 amino acids. The transcript has 2 exons.